GGCCAUUGUUGGUUGGAAGGAGAUCACAUUGGGCAUUCUAUGGACUCUAAUUUUUUUGGACCAAUUUCUCUGGGUCUAAUAACAGCAAAAGCUACGUAUAUAGUUUGGCCACCAAGUAGAUGGCAACAGUUAUAUCCUACAAAGUUUAAUCAUGAGAGCUGUUAGCUUUGUAAAGAAACUGCAAUGGGAAUUACCUGGUACUGUAUGCAGGCAUGGCUUAACAAUAGGAGAUGUUGACAAUGAUGGUGACAAUGAAUUGGUUGUCGGUACUGCUGAAGGAGAACUUUAUAUCUUCAAGGGAUCAGAACUAUGGCAAAAGAUCACUGGUCUUGGUCUUAUAACCAGUGUAGCAAUUGGAGAUAUUUUUAAUUACGGGCGCAAUGCACUUGUUGUUAUCUGUGGUGAUGGAUGGACACAUAUAUUUUAUAGUCCUAGAUCUGUCAAUCCUAAUAAUGCAAAUGUACCUGCAAGUCAACAAGCUGGCAAAGAUGCAAAUGAGCAAGACAACUUUAAAACAAAUAUCGAUAUAGUAAAUUCCCAAAACUUGGAACACAUUGACAAUACAACUGAAAUUAAUGAACUCUCUGGAAAAAUGGAAUGUGUGCAUGUACAAAGAAUUCCAACCAAUACAAAGAUAGUAUUGAUAGCUGAUGUUGAUAAAGAUGGUGCCAAUGAGAUGAUUCUUGGUUUGACAGAUCGUGUUGUAAGAUCUUACAGAUGGUCAAGUAAUGCUGACUUAGGAACAGGAAAAUUGAUUGGCCUAAAUAAAUGGGAAUGCACUAAUCAAAUAGGAACAGUUACACUGCAACAUACUGGUGAUGGUACACCAACUCUACUGGUUGCACAACCUGGUGGUACAUUUAUGCGGAUUAAAUGCAAUCCUACCGAUUGCCACUUAAAGGAUACUUCUUGCGAAGCUGUUGAUUAUCAAACAUUAGGAAUAUCUAGGAUGCGUAAUCAAAAUAUUUCAACUGAAAUUAUCGGAGAUUUAGAGCCAGGAACGACGCCGUUUAUUUCGACGUUUGAGCCUAAAAUGUCUAAUUAUAUUCUUAAAGAUAAAUUGUCAAAGCAAAAUUUUGCAGACGACAGCCAACUGGGUAUGAAAACCUUCAAAUCCGCAUCGCUUGAAUUCAAAAGAAAUUAUUCGCAACCCGUGAUUCGGAAAAAUAGUCUAGAUAUGACAGGUGAAUAUACUAGAGAUUUUACAACAGAAAAUCACCAAGUAGUUAAAUUUUAUAGUCCUUCCGAUUUUUCAAGUACUGAUGAAAUGGAUGAUAAUUUUAUCAGUAGCAAAGUUAUUCACAGAGAAUUUGAUAAAGAAUUCAAGAAAACGACAAAAAAUAUAUUGUUACCAUCUUUUAAAGAUUUUCCCUUCGAUGAUAAAAAUAAGAAUAAAAGUAUUAAUAUUAACAAUAAUACUAGUAAUAUGAAUCAACAUGAGAAGAAAGAUUAUAAAUCGAAUAAUAAAAUCAGUAGUGAAAAUGCUCCAAAAGGGAAACCUUAUGCUUUGGCAACGCUUGAUGGAACUAUUAUGUUAGUGCAGGAUGAAGUUAUUUUAUGGGCUAUGCAAGUAGAUCAUCAGAUAUUCGCUCUAUGUCGAUUAGAUGUCACAGGUAAUAAUUCCGACGAGAUAAUCGCCUGUGCUUGGGAUGGUCAGACUUACAUCUUAGAUCAACAACGGCAUAGCGUACGUUUUCAGUUUGAGGAACCAGUCAGAGCUUUCUGUACGGGAAAUUACAACGUGACUCCAGGAACAUCUAGUCCUAGUUUAGUGUAUAACACUUUUAACAACAAGAUUUUUCUUUAUUAUGAUGUUAUCCUUCCGAGUAUGACGAUCAAUGCUUUAAAUCCCAUGAAGGAUUUUGAAUCUGACGAAAUACAGAUCUUAAAGGAAUUAUUGGGCGAGUGCAGUACUAAUGAGAAACAGCGGAAGAUGCAACAAUUAACCGAAUGGCUGUUAUACGGUGUACAUUAACAUAUGGAACAGAUAAUAUAUAGGGGCAGGGAGAUGUGUAAUAAAAUAUGCAUAGUCUAAAA
Messenger RNA from Cataglyphis hispanica, 2037 nucleotides. RefSeq names its product KICSTOR complex protein ITFG2-like. The transcript is spliced from 7 exons. Bases 152 to 1975 code for a protein of 607 amino acids. Lineage: Eukaryota; Metazoa; Arthropoda; Insecta; Hymenoptera; Formicidae. Gene Ontology annotation, biological process: regulation of TOR signaling. Gene Ontology annotation, cellular component: KICSTOR complex. The record is from RefSeq and is a predicted model, not a curated record.